AUGGCAGAGCGUGCAGAUGUACCGCGAAGUCAUGAAGUCUUAUCUACAGAGCCAAAGGGUUUAGACGCCUACAGUAUUUGCAUUGCUAUGGGAUAUCGGAAGGGAUUCUGGUAUGAAUAUUGCUCAUCUACUUUAGAAAUUACUCCAAUGUCUUCAAAAUACAUGGAACAGUCGGACAGGAAGAAGAAAUGA
Messenger RNA from Sclerotinia sclerotiorum 1980 UF-70, 192 nucleotides. RefSeq lists its product with no specific name. Lineage: Eukaryota; Fungi; Ascomycota; Leotiomycetes; Helotiales; Sclerotiniaceae. The coding region runs from base 1 to 192 and encodes 63 amino acids. The transcript is spliced from 2 exons. The record is from RefSeq and is a predicted model, not a curated record.